UGCCGCCACUCAGUACUUCCUGCCGGCCGCCUGCUCAACCUCUGCUCCGCUCUGCUGGUCUCAAAUUGGUCUUUAGCAGCUCCACACAGAACUGCGAGUGCGUGACAUGAAGCUCUGCUUUGUUCAUCUAAGUCUUCUCGUUAUGGCUCUCCUGACAGAACUCCCCGGAAGUGCUCUGAGUUUCAGUAAUGGUGAUGGCAAUAAUUUCACCGACUCACAGGGGGACGUGUGCGCGUCGCUGCCCGGGCUUGAGGAGUGCCUGUGGGCGCGGGUGGCGCUGCUGGCGGAUCGCGCCGCCGCCUCCAACGUGUCUGCGCGGCUGGGCGGUGUGUCGCUGGUGCGCCUGCCUGAGGACGCCGCGGCAGGCGGCGGCGAAAGGCAGAGCCGCGGGGCGCGCGCCCUGCUGGAGGAGGCGCGCGCGGGGGCGACCGGCCGGGACCGGCUGCAGCGCCUCAGGGAGCUGGCCGGGGGCGCCGUGCUGCGCUUCUUGCGCUCUCGAGCUCUCAGGGUCCGGCUGCCCGACGGUCGCACGUACAAAGGCGCGCAGCGGCGCCUGAAGAAGAUGCUGUACCCGUUCCUGGCGGGCAUCGUGCUGAAGGCGGCCGCGGCGCUGCCGCUGGUGCUGGCUGCGCUGCUGGGAGUCGGCCUGAAGGCGCUGCUGGCCAGCAACGUGGCGCUCGCCAUCACCGCCGGCCUGGCGCUGCGCACCUUCCUCUUCUCCGACAGCGGCGGCGGCGGCGGCGGCGCCAAGCUGAGCACUUCCUACCACCACGCCUUCCCGGUGCACCACGAGCCGCUGUACCACUACUCUGCCGAGCAGAGCCACGCGCAUGCCCAGUACGCUCACCCGGAGCCCCCCUACGGGCAUUCGGCUCAAGCGGGCGACAUCGGCGCCGCAGUGGGCUCGCCGCAACCCUACCCGUACGGUCGGGCUAUGCCCGGCGUCGACCGCCUCGGAUGGACACCCGUAGCUGCCGACAGGAUCAGUGAAGACAACUGGAGCCCUCUGGAUGUGGGACUCUGGCGCCAUUCGAUCCCUUACGAUCAAACUGACCACGGCAUGUCCCAGCCUACACACGAUUACGAUGCUUAUUCCGUCACUAGUUUUCCAUCAAUUACGUCACCCUUCCCUGCCUCAAAUGACGAAAAUCGUGGUCAUAACGAUCAGCUGACGAUCUCGGCCGCCGCUCAGGGAACUGAGUCAGCACCGAAUCUAGCAGACAGCAGGGAAAUUAAUGCAGUCAGUCUCAGCAGUGGUAUCUAGUCUGUUCUAGGAGGCAGUACUUCUUUGUUCGGCCUUCGGUCUUUACAAAAUUUUAGUGCUAGUGAAAACUGCACGUCCCUCUUUCCUUCCAGACCUAAUGUAAUAAGACUGGUUCAGUGACAGCUGCCGUAAUGAGGGAAAAAGUCGAGGAAGUAUCAGCAAUGGAAUCUCCGUAGUAACCAUCGAAAGGCAAGAAAUGGAACCAUUAUUGUCUGCACUCCAUUUAAAACAAACUUGCCUCUGUCGUUUGCAUAAUACUAUUCCUACCGAAUUCUAACUGUUAUGUGAGACGCAGAUAUCCGACGUAUGUGCUGCUGGAUAGCACUACUGAAAUUAGUGUAUUGAUUAUUUAUUGAAUUAUUUAUUAUUAAAUGUAUUUAUUAAAAUA
This is a messenger RNA of Schistocerca gregaria, 1652 nucleotides long. RefSeq lists its product as uncharacterized. The transcript has 3 exons. NCBI's taxonomy places the organism in Eukaryota, Metazoa, Arthropoda, Insecta, Orthoptera, Acrididae. Bases 107 to 1264 code for a protein of 385 amino acids. The record is from RefSeq and is a predicted model, not a curated record.